This is a messenger RNA of Gallus gallus (chicken), 3420 nucleotides long. It is a transcript of the gene GATAD2B, whose product is annotated as GATA zinc finger domain containing 2B. The transcript has 11 exons. The record is from RefSeq and is a predicted model, not a curated record. Gene Ontology annotation, cellular component: NuRD complex. NCBI's taxonomy places the organism in Eukaryota, Metazoa, Chordata, Aves, Galliformes, Phasianidae. Gene Ontology annotation, biological process: negative regulation of transcription by RNA polymerase II. Gene Ontology annotation, molecular function: zinc ion binding; sequence-specific DNA binding. The coding region runs from base 374 to 2149 and encodes 591 amino acids.
CGCUGACCCCGAGCGGUCGGGCUGUGGGUUCCCUCCCCCCCCCUCCCCCCUUCUCAGCCCCCCCCUCCCGGCGCUUUGCUCACACGCUGGGUGAGCCCCGACGUGACGCGGCGGAUGGGAGCAUCCAUCUUUGUGGGGCUGCGCCGCUCUGUGCUCCGCUUCCUCUUCCGACAGCCGCCCCCCCCCACAACCGCUGCUCUGCCCCCCCCCUCACCACUGCUGGGGGGGGCGGUGGAGGCGCUCGGGGUCCCCUCGGAAGCACCGUUUCCCACCCGAGGGAGGGCCGUGGGCGGCACGGAGCUGCCGUGGGGAAGGGGGGGAUGGAAGUGGAAGGAGGGCAGACGGAGGUUGAAGCUCUUCCCUAUGAGAGCGGAUGGACAGGAUGACAGAGGAUGCUCUGCGCCUCAACCUCCUGAAGCGGAGCUUGGACCAGGCAGACGAGCGGGACGACGUGCUGGCCAAGAGGCUGAAGAUGGAGGGCCACGAGGCCAUGGAGCGGCUGAAGAUGCUGGCGCUGCUGAAGAGGAAGGACCUGUCGGGCAUCGAGGUGCCCCACGAGCUGCCGGUGAAACAGGAUGGGGUGAAAGUGUACGAGGAAAAGCUGAAUGGGAGCCUGAGGCCCCAUGGGGAUGGCAGGACUGCAGGGAGGCCGGGCAAGGAGAACAUUAACGACGAGCCGGUGGAUAUGAGCGCCAGGAGGAGUGACCAGGACCGGGGCCGGCUCACCCCCUCCCCAGACAUUAUCGUCCUCUCCGACAACGAGGCCUCCAGCCCCCGCUCCAGCUCUCGCAUGGAAGAAAGGCUGAAGGCGGCCAACCUGGAGAUGUUCAAGGGGAAGAGCAUAGAGGAGCGGCAGCAGCUCAUCAAGCAGCUCCGGGACGAGCUGCGGCUGGAGGAGGCCAGGCUGGUGCUGCUGAAGAAGCUGAGGCAGAGCCAGCUGCAGAAGGAGAACGUGGUACAGAAGACUCCGGUUGUCCAGAAUGCAGCGUCUAUCGUCCAGCCAUCUCCUGCUCACGUGGGACAGCAGGGACUGUCCAAGCUGCCCUCCAGGCCUGGAGCUCAGGGGGUCGAGCCUCAGAACUUAAGGACAUUACAGGGUCACAGUGUCAUUAGGUCUGCCACGAACACGACCCUGCCCCAUAUGCUUAUGUCUCAGCGUGUGAUUGCUCCAAACCCUGCCCAGCUGCAGGGGCAGCGCGUUCCUCCUAAGCCUGGCCUCAUCCGCACUACAACUCCAAGCAUGAAUCCAGCCAUCAACUACCAGCCGCAAUCAAGUUCUUCUGUUCCUUGCCAGCGUACGUCGUCUUCAGCCAUCUACAUGAACCUUGCCUCUCACAUCCAGCCUGGCACCGUCAACCGGGUUUCCUCCCCGCUCCCCAGCCCCAGCGCGCUGAGCGACGCCGCCAACUCGCAGGCAGCCGCCAAGCUGGCCCUGCGCAAACAGCUGGAGAAAACCCUGCUGGAGAUCCCACCCCCCAAACCGCCCGCGCCGCUGCUGCACUUCCUGCCCAGCGCAGCCAACAGCGAGUUCAUCUACAUGGUGGGGCUGGAGGAGGUGGUGCAGAGCGUCAUCGACAGCCAAGGGAAGAGCUGCGCGUCCUUCCUGCGCGUGGAGCCCUUCGUCUGCGCUCAGUGCCGCACCGACUUCACCCCGCAUUGGAAGCAGGAGAAGAACGGGAAGAUCCUCUGCGAGCAGUGCAUGACGUCCAACCAGAAGAAGGCGCUGAAGGCCGAGCACACCAACAGGCUGAAGAACGCCUUCGUCAAAGCUUUGCAGCAGGAGCAGGAGAUCGAGCAGAGGUUGCAGCAGCAGGCAGCCCUGUCCCCCACCGCGGCUCCGGCCGUCUCCAGCGUCGGCAAACAGGAGAACAUCAUGAGGCACCACACGCUCCGGCAGGCUCCGCAGCCCCAGAGCUCUCUGCAGCGCGGCAUCCCCACCUCAGCCCGCUCCAUGCUCUCCAACUUCGCGCAGGCGCCGCAGCUCUCGGUGGCGGGGGGGCUGCUCGGCAUGCCAGGCGUUAACAUCGCGUAUCUGAACGCCGGCAUCGGGGGGCACAAAGCGUCCAGCCUGGCGGACCGGCAGCGCGAGUACCUCCUGGACAUGAUCCCCCCCCGCUCCAUAUCGCAGUCCAUCAGCGGACAGAAAUAGCGCCUGCUGCGCCCCCCCCCCUCCCUUUCCCCCCCCCCUUUCCCCCCCCAACCACACAGGGGUGGAUAAAAGACAAACCCAUCCCCCCCCCAUCCCCCCCCCGGCUCCGUAGCGCUGCGCGGGUCGCUCCCUUUUUGAGCCCCCCCGGCGCUCUCUGUGCUAUCAUCGCUUUCGGUUGAAGCUCUGUUUGGUUUUUUUUAAUGACAAAGCAUAGAAUUUUUAAUUGCAUUCUGACCCCCCCCCCCCCCCCGACCCCCCUCCCCCUUUGCUCGAUGGAUGCUUCCACUUUCGGUUUUCUUUUUAUGCCUUUUUUUCCCCCCCCUCCCCCCCCCUUUUCCAGUGGGGGGGAAACCACCGCCCCCCCCCAAAACAAAACCCACAUUGCCCAAUUUGGGGGGGGGGGGGUCUGGGAUGCGCUCCCUUUGCACUUAACUCACACUACGGAGCCCCCCCCUCCGCGGUGCCCCCCCCCCCCCCACCCCGGUGCAGCGGUGCCUGGAAGGGGCUCUGAGAGUUUGGGGGGGUUUUGUUAUUGUUACCCCCCCCUCCCCUUUUUCCCCUCCCCCCCCCCCCCCCUCCUCCCCAACGUCAGAACUUCUCGUGUGCAAUUCUCAAUGCGUUGUGGGGCUGUGGGGCCCCCCCGAACCCCCCCCCCCUCUGUCCCAUAAGCACUUAAACCCAAGGGGGGGUGGGGGGGUUGUUUGGGAACGGCGCAGCGUCGUGGCGGAUCUCUCGAUAUACAUAUAUCUAUUUUUGGUGUUUUGGUCGGUUUUGCUCCCAUUGAGAUGAUUCCCCCCCCCCCCCCCCCACAGCCCCCCCCCCGACAGCCCUCGGGCCGUUGGGCUUUGGCCCAAAUUCCUCCUUUUUUGCCCCAAUCCCUCAUUGGUACCCAAACCUCACCGUCUGUUCCCCCAUUUCCUCCUUUUCCUGAACCCACUUUUCCCAAAUUCCUCCUUUUUCGCCCCAAAUCUCUCCAUUUUUGCCCCCAAAUCCCUCAUUUCCCCCCAAUUCCUCCAUUCCUUCCCCAAAUCUCUUUGUUUUUGCCCUGAAAUCCCUCCUUUUUUGCCCCAAAUCUCUCCUUUUCCCCAAACCUCUGUCCCAAAUCUCCUUUUAUUGCCCCAAAUCCUUCCUUUCUUCCCCCAAAUCUCUCCAUUUUUACCCCAAACCCCUCCUUAUCCCCAAACCUCUGUCACCAAAUCUCUCUCUUUUUUGCCCCAAAUCCUUUUUUUGCCCCAAAAUCCCUCCUUUUACCCAAAUUCCUCCUUUUCUUA